This is a messenger RNA of Nycticebus coucang (slow loris), 372 nucleotides long. RefSeq names its product prothymosin alpha-like. The transcript is spliced from 2 exons. Gene Ontology annotation, biological process: negative regulation of apoptotic process; positive regulation of transcription by RNA polymerase II. Gene Ontology annotation, cellular component: nucleus. The record is from RefSeq and is a predicted model, not a curated record. Lineage: Eukaryota; Metazoa; Chordata; Mammalia; Primates; Lorisidae. The coding region runs from base 1 to 372 and encodes 123 amino acids. Gene Ontology annotation, molecular function: histone binding.
AUGUAUCUGCGCUGCAGGAAGCCCAACUGUACAGAGAAAAUUGAUUCAAUGCGGGAAAGAUCAGACGCAGUGGUGGACACCAGCUUCAAGAUCACCACCAAGGAUUUAAAGGAGAAGGAAGUUGUGGACGAGGCAGAGAAUGGAAGAGAUGCCCCUGCUAAUGGGAACGUUAAUGGGGAGCAGGAGGCUGACAAGGAAGUAGAUGAAGAAGAGGAAGAAGGCAGGGAGAAAGAGGAAGAGGAAAGUGAUGGUGAAGAAGAAGAUAGAGAUGAAGAUCAGGAAGCUGAGGCCACCAUGGGCAAACAGGGAGCUGAAGAUGAUGAGGAUGAUGAUUUUGAUACCAAGAAGCAGAAGACUGAGGAGGAUGAUUAG